Molecule: messenger RNA, 1028 nt
Organism: Dreissena polymorpha
Lineage: Eukaryota; Metazoa; Mollusca; Bivalvia; Myida; Dreissenidae
Exons: 6
Coding region: 176-616 (146 amino acids)
Source: RefSeq, a predicted model, not a curated record
UUCGAUCGAGACGACCAGAAAAAUGGCUUCCUGCGUGACCGUUAAGAACAAAUUGCGGUGAAAAGUUGCUUCAGCCAACCCUUAUAUAUUUAAACACAUCUGCUUCGUACUGUGACUUAUUUGAAUGUGUUUGUUCACGUUCGAACAUGCAAUUAUCAGCAGAUACCGUUGAAGCAUGUUCAAUUUAACAACAUCAGGAAACAUGACGAGUGGUUUCAACGAUGCAGAAGCAAAUAGUCUUAUUGAGAAGCUUAAGAACAGGAUCAGAGAAGAAAAUAUGAGAUAUGCACUUGGUAUGAUCAGCUGUUAUGAUCCGGCUACUCCCAAUAAUUAUACUCGUAUCACCAUAGAAGAGGGACUGAACUUCAUAAAACUAUUGCGAUAUAACUUCAAUUUUGGGACUGUCUAUGUCAAAGCUGGACUGGAUUAUGAGAUUCUUGUGAGCAACAAGAACCAACAGAAUGAGAAGACCAUUUCUCUAGCAUGUAUCAGCGUUAAUGGAAAGGUCGUUGUGGAAUCCAAAAUGGUCAUUAAUGAUAUCAAUGACAACACCCAGUGUGGAUUGGAGACUCCUACUCUGCAAGCAUUAACGAGUUUCUCCCUGGUCCAUUGCUGAUGGCGGUGAUAAAUGAUCCACUAAUCAUUGUGGAGGACAGGGAUGGUGUAGACAACAGCAUUGUCACCCUGAACUGCACCGCAAUUGAGAUCUCCCCCAGUAAUAUUGUAGAGGUAAGUUAACUGUUAUUGUGCUUUACCUACAGGCAAACCGUCCGUUCAGUUUAAGGUCAAUGUUAUGUUACUAUGGCUACAUGCAGAAGUUCAGUACAGUGCAAGGUCAAUGUUAUAUUACUAUGGCAACAUGCAGGAAGUCAGUACAGUGCAAGGUCAAUGUUAUAUUACUAUGGCUACAUACAGAAAGUCAAUACAGUACAAGGUCAAUGUAAUAUUGCUAUGGCUACAGGAAAGAAGUCUGAACGGUGCAAGGUCAAUGUUAUAUUACUAUGGCUACAUAAAGGACGUCAGUACAG